This is a messenger RNA of Drosophila albomicans, 1204 nucleotides long. RefSeq names its product CTD nuclear envelope phosphatase 1 homolog (gene Dd). The coding region runs from base 224 to 955 and encodes 243 amino acids. Lineage: Eukaryota; Metazoa; Arthropoda; Insecta; Diptera; Drosophilidae. The record is from RefSeq and is a predicted model, not a curated record. Gene Ontology annotation, molecular function: protein serine/threonine phosphatase activity. The transcript has 4 exons.
UUUUUUUUGCUUUGCUUUCGCUCUGGUGUGUGUGUUUUUUGGUUUUCACUUAACCAAGAUCCAAAGCGUAACAACAAUAAUAAUAAUAAUAAUAGUGAAGAACCGAAAACGACGUUGACAACGGACAACGCAGCAGCCAGGGCAAAAUAGUAAAAAGAGAAGAAUAUUAGCGACAUUUGUUUUUUUUUUUUUUGUGAGGAGGUAAGAAGAGAACUUCUUACCAAUGAUUUCGCUGUUGCAAAUGAAGUUCCAUGCGCUGCUUUUGCUGCUGUCAAAGGUCUGGACAUGCAUAUGUUUCAUGUUCAAUCGCCAAGUGCGCGCUUUUAUCCAGUAUCAGCCGGUUAAAUAUGAACUCUUCCCGCUGUCACCGGUGUCGCGGCAUCGACUCAGUUUGGUGCAGCGCAAAACUUUGGUGUUGGACUUGGACGAGACGCUGAUACACUCACAUCACAAUGCGAUGCCCAGGAAUACGGUGAAGCCGGGCACGCCGCACGAUUUUACCGUUAAAGUGACGAUCGAUAGACAUCCAGUGCGAUUCUUUGUGCACAAACGGCCGCAUGUCGAUUACUUUUUGGAUGUGGUAUCGCAAUGGUAUGAUCUGGUUGUGUUUACGGCCAGCAUGGAGAUCUAUGGAGCUGCUGUUGCUGACAAAUUGGACAACGGCCGCAAUAUAUUGCGGCGUCGAUACUACAGACAGCACUGCACGCCCGACUAUGGCUCCUAUACCAAAGAUUUGUCAGCCAUAUGCAGUGAUUUGAAUAGGAUAUUUAUAAUUGACAAUUCGCCUGGGGCAUAUCGGUGUUUUCCAAAUAAUGCAAUCCCCAUUAAAAGUUGGUUCUCCGAUCCAAUGGAUACGGCAUUAUUAUCGUUGCUGCCCAUGCUCGACGCGCUGAGAUUUACCAACGAUGUGCGUUCGGUGUUAUCGCGAAAUCUUCACCUGCAUCGCCUGUGGUAGCAGGUGUGCCGCCACCAAGUGUAGCUAAUGCAACAAAUUUAACAUCAACAUCAGAUGCGAAGUUACAAAUUAAAAUUAGCAACAACAGAAACAGAAACAACAACAACAACAAGAUGAAACAACAACAAAAGAAACAGAAAAAAAAUAAGGUGGUGCUGUGACACAUAAACGAAUUUUAUGUUUAAUAAUAGGACAGAAUGAAUGGAUCGAUUUUUCUAUAAUCUGUAUUACAUUUUCAAUUAAUGCAAC